Durotheca rogersii is the source of this 4131-nucleotide messenger RNA. RefSeq lists its product as uncharacterized. The record is from RefSeq and is a predicted model, not a curated record. The transcript has 3 exons. NCBI's taxonomy places the organism in Eukaryota, Fungi, Ascomycota, Sordariomycetes, Xylariales, Xylariaceae. Bases 1 to 4131 code for a protein of 1376 amino acids.
AUGUCGUUCGCCUCGAGGAGGUCGGUCCAGGUCAACCAUCGCCUGAGCAGUGUGCAGAACGCCGACAGGAGGAGCCGUGCCGGUUCUGCUGCCGCCGGACGGUUCGCGGUGAGCCACGACGAUGCCUACACCUACGCCCUCCGAGUCGCAUACCUCCACUACCUCCUCCAACCCAAGGCGAAACGAAAGCAAUGGGUUCCCGCCCCCAAGCCGCCGCCGCGGUCCCAUACCUCCAAUAUCGGAGACCUGGUCAAGGAAUUCAUCCCGGGCAACUCUACCAACGUCAAGCUUCCCCACGGCUUUCGCGGCCCGCUGGAGAAGCGGAUGGAACGCGUCAUUAUGGGUGCCGAACGAUUGCCCGGUUACAAUGAUGCCAACGUCAAGAAGACCUUCGCGCAGGCCUACACAGCCUUCACCGAGCAGGCCUUCCGGAGGAACGUUGAUAAGGAACGCAAGUUUGAGCCGAUGGUGUUGAUCUUCUACUCGGCUGCCACCAAGGCCUGCGGCCUCGGCCACGAGCGAAAUGACGACUCUUGGAAACUUCUCGUGGACAGGCACGUCGCCCUUUUCCUCAGGCUCGUUACCAGCAUACUACGCGACCACGGCCACGAGCGAGACAGGGCGGAACUCAUAACCCAGCUGAGCACGUUGGAGAACAAGCUCCUCACCAACGACCAGAAUCUCUUCAUCGAUACAGGCCAGGAAUCUGGCAAUACCGUCGAGGUGGUCGUGCCGCUUAGCUACGACGUCAAGGACAUGCCUAUGGUCCAAACCGUGGCUAUGAUCUUCGGCCUAUCCCAUUCGGAUGUCCAAAAUCACAUCGACGCCCAGCGGCAAAACUGGACCGAGGAGGCUGCCCUCAAGGACCUCAAGUCCUACCAGCAUCGCUUGAAUUCCAACAUGAGCGGCGCCCUGGGAAGCCAUGACUUCGACAUCGACGAGGCUUAUCAGGAAUGGAAGAAAGCAGAGGCCCCUUUUCUUUCGCAGAUGAUGAUGGAGGUCUUGACGGCUCGGCCGGAGCUAGCAAGGCGAUCGACGGCUUUCAGCGCGGCUGAUAAAGCAUUGCCCUUGAGCCCCUCGUCGCCCUACUCGGACGACAGGGCAUUUGCAGACCUAGGCAGAGCAUUGUCCAAUUCAGACAGGACAUCCAUGUACGGCAUUGACCACGCCCUGAGUCUCGGGUCCAUGUCGCUCGAAGAUACUAGCAGCAUCCGGACGAUUGACGAGCCGAAUUACACGUUCAUCCCCACCGACCCCCGCGAGUUCUUGAAGGUCAUCGCCAAAUAUGCCCUUGAGUUCGAUGCGAUGCGCAAUGAUGGUGGCGAGGAAUCUAGCCUGUUCUCGAAGCAAUCGAUGGAGCUCCUCACAGAACUCUGCGUUCGCUGGCGGAUUCCCCAAUUUACUCGGCUCGUUGUCUUCCUCGAGGUUGCAGCUCGCAGGUUUGCUGACACUCUGUUCACCGUCAUUGAUCUGGAUAAUGCCUUUGAACUAGUGAAGAACCCGCAGCCCGAAGUCAAGAAGCUGCCUCACAUCUACCUCUUCAACGAAACUCUUGCAACGAUAGAUAGGAGUAAAUGGACGGUGGCAGACUUCACUGUGUAUCAACAGACCCUGUACACACUAAACGAGGCGCUCCUGCGCGACCUUUACGAUACUCUAAUGCAUUGUUACGAACCAAAGCCUCCGUCAGCCGGGCCGGCGGUGCACGUGCUACAGAAUCAUAUUUUUAACGAUCCCAACUUCACCAGAAAAGAAGAUGAUGCGGUAGAAUACACCCGCCUCCUCGAGAGCGGCCUCAGGGAACAAGCCGCCCUGGUGUACCGUGGGUUCCUCGACGUCGAGGUCCCCCAGAACCAACAGGACUGGGAUUUCAGCCAUGUAGUUCAGCUGGGUAAAUCUGUCGUGAAAUUGUGCGAGAGGAUACAGAAGCGUUACAAGAGAAACCCGGAGAUCAUGGGCGUGAACCCCUUGACUGUUCUUGUGGACACGAUGUUUCCCAAUUUCGAAGACGACGCACACGACCUGGUGAAGAGGAUCGUACAAGUUGCCAAAGACAGGGGGCAAGAAAUUGCCCUGCAGGAUGGCUUCGACCUAUACAAGGAACUUGUGGAAAUCCGGCGUAUUCACAGGUCAUCCCUCCCGGAGCGCCCCUUUACGUUCGAUGUAGAAGAACUCCUCAUCGACUUUGUCUGGCGCUGGAUCGAAAAUGCCGAGGCGCGGGCAGAAGAGUUCGUCGAUAGUGCCAUCAAGCAGGAUCCAUUCCAAGUACGAGGCAACGGACCGGGUCACAUAUCUCUGGAUUCGGAACGUCACAGCCAUUCAAUUAUCGACAUGUUCCAGCUGUUCCACCAGACCGCCGAUCAGGUGUUCCAAUUGGAGUGGGACAACGAUAUCCAUCAUGCUCGGUUCAUGACAGCGCUAUCGAAAAUAUUCGCCAACAGCAUCGCUCGAUACUGCGAGAUCGUGGACCAACAAUUCGUGAAGGAGAUGGAUACACCGAGACCUAACGAGAAGGAGGCGGUGGCAGCGGCCCAGACAACGCAAGGAAGAUUUAUGCAAUACGCCAAGGACGCUUGGAAUGCCAAAGAGAAGAUCGAGCCGUUUCAGUUUUAUCCGGAGUCCUUGGUGAAGUUCAACAAUAUCGAAUGGGCUAUGCAGGAGCUCGACAAGCUUGAGAAGUCCAUGAAUGUGGAUGCUUGUGCCGCGAUCCUCGAAAAGGCCGAUGGUCCUAAGAAGCAGGUUAGACGCCCCGCAAAGUAUGUGUUUACUAUCAAGGUUGUCGAGGCGGAAGAGAUCAAGGCAUGCGAUCCAAACGGAACGAGUGACCCCUACGUGGUACUCGUGGACGAGUACCAGAAGCGUCUGCACAAGACGCGAAUCGUAAUGAGGACCCUCAAUCCCCGGUGGGAUGAGUCUGUCGAUGUCACGGUUUCAGGGCCGCUUAAUGUAGUGGCGACGAUCUGGGAUUACGACACCUUUGGAGAUCACGACUUUGUCGGCAGGACCUCGCUGAAGCUCGACCCCAUACACUUCAGCGACUACUUGCCCAGGGAGUUUUGGCUAGAUCUCGAUACGCAGGGGAGGAUCCUCUUGCGGGUAAGCAUGGAAGGGGAACGCGACGAUAUCCAAUUCUAUUUUGGAAAAGCAUUUCGACACCUCAAAAGGACUGAGCGCGACAUGGUCCGCAAGAUCACUGACAAGCUUACGCAGCAUAUCAACGCGUCACUCUCCUACGAUGCUUUAAAAACCCUCCUUGGGCGCAACCUCGCGUCCCAGGUGAAUUCGUUCUUCAAGCGUUCGUCAACGAUCCCGCAAGUCACGGAGGCCGAAAUCGAAAACGCAUUGCAGGCCCUCUUUACCUACUUCAACGAGAAUUUCGCCACAAUGAAGGAGACACUGACUGAUGCAACCAUGGUUGCAGUCAUGACACGCCUGUGGAAGGAAGUGCUCAUGGCCAUCGAGUCUCUCCUCGUGCCGCCGUUGUCAGAGAAGCCGUCCAACCAGCGGCCGCUCAGCCAGCGCGAGCUCGACGUCGUCUACAAAUGGCUGCAGCUCCUAUUCGAUUUCUUCAACGCGCGAGACGAGGACGGUGAAGUGCUUGGCGUUCCCGCAGAGGUCCUCAGAUCGCCUAAGUAUCACGAGCUCGCCUCUCUCAACUUCUUCUACUUCGAUAGCACCGAGAACCUGAUCCGGACAUCGGAGCGCAUGGCCGCGGCGACGGCGCAGCGCGAGCAGCAGCAGAUGCAGGGGCAUCUGAGCGCGAACCGGCUGUCGGCGCCCGCGUCGCUAGGCGCGGCGUCACUGAACGUCCCGCGCCCGGGGCCAGCGUUCGCGAGCAUGGGGACGAUCCGCCGCGGCAAGAGCAUCAUGAUGAGCCGGAACCUCGGCACGAUGCGGCGCGCCAAGGAGGAGCGGCGCAAGGAGGCCCAGGCCGACCCAUCGGAUGACAUGAUCCUGCGCAUCCUGCGCAUGCGGCCCGAGGCCGUCGGGUACCUCAAGGAGCGGCACCGACAGAAGGAGCGCAUGGCCGCCGCCGCCGCCGCCGCUCUUAUCGUCCGCCAGAGCGUCACGCAGGGCUGGAACUCAGGCGCCGGCGCCGGGUUCGGCAGGGGCGGAGUCCCGCGCCGCUGA